Messenger RNA from Nezara viridula (southern green stink bug), 216 nucleotides. The record is from the annotation of a GenBank genome assembly. Lineage: Eukaryota; Metazoa; Arthropoda; Insecta; Hemiptera; Pentatomidae.
AUGAUAAUUAGAGCUAAGCUGUUAUCCAAAAGAUCUAGAUCAGCAAGCCUUAGCUCCACAUCUCCCAUACUGCUACUACUAAUACUAGUAAACCAUGGCACUACAGACCAGUGCAGUCUUUGGCCUCCUAAACUAUCUUAUGCAGUCUCACACCAGUUACGGGUACUCAGCAGGUCGAGGGCAUCCCUUGCGAGAGAAUCCUGCCAUAUUAAAUAA